UUUUCACACUUCACACUCUCACGCUCUCUCUCUCUCUCUCUCUCUCUUGCACGGCGAGGGGUUGAGCCGACCAACGGCGGCGCCGCCGGCUUCCUAGCGGCGGUGUCCGGCGAGCGGCGGGGAGAGUGGGGGCGUUGGAGGUCCGGGCAGAUAGCUCAGCGGAACGGGGGGGGGGGCGAUCGAGCGCGCCUCGUACGUUCUCCUCCCUCCUGCAGCCAUGGCGGCGAGCGGCGAGGGUGUCGGCGACCCGGCGGCUGCGGCGGCGGCGGCGGCGCGGAGGCGGUGGGAUCUGACGAACAAGGGGGGCGAGAGCAUUCCAAUGGUGAAAGAGGCUGUGGAAAUGUCCACAGAUGAAGAAUCGGACGGGGUUGUUAUAUGCCCACCAGAUGGCAACAAUGACGAACGGGAGGAAGUUAUUAUUAGUAGUAAUCAGGAUGAUUGCCAGGAAGAUGAAGUAAAUUGUGUCAACGACCCAAAUAUAGAUGGUGAAACCCAGGAAGACAAGUGUGUAAACCAAGAUUCACUCAAGUUGAUAGUUCAAGAGAAGUCUGCUCCACCCAAAUCACCAAAUAAACCUGCUAUUUCUGGGUCAGAUAGGUCUAAACGUACUGUUCCUCAACCAUUUGCCCUUUCUUCUCAAAGAAAAUCUCAUGGAGGAGGAAAUGGUAAGAUGACUCAUCCAUCUAGCAAUGGAGAUAAUUCUGGUGAUAAAAACAACUCCUCUCCAGCAAGUUUGACAAAGAAGGCUGCACCAAUUACUCCCAAAAAGACUGCACAGCCUGAUCAUGCGUUUCACCCUCAAGAGGAGGACUCGUGCUCUGUGACUACUUCAACCACAACCUCGACAAGAGCUGGCAAAACCAAAGCAACUGUUGCUGUUGCCCCUUCAUUUGUAUGUGCUGAUCGUGCUGAUAAGAGAAAGGAGUUCUACACAAAAUUAGAAGAGAAACACAAGGCUCUGGAAGCUGAGAAGAAUGAGGCUGAGGCCCGGAAAAAGGAAGAGCAAGAAACAGCUUUAAAACAACUAAGGAAGUCUUUAGUCAUCAGGGCAAAGCCCAUGCCGAGCUUCUACCAAGAAGGCCCUCCUCCAAAGGCUGAACUUAAGAAGGUCCCUCCAACUCGUGCUAAAUCGCCGAAGUUUACAAGGAGAAGGAGCUGCAGUGAUGCAUCGCCAACACCACAGGGAGCAAAUACCACCGCAGCAUCUAAUCGAUCACAUCGUCACAGCAUUGCGAAUCCUAAAGAUGCUAGCAGAGUGCAAUGCUCGCCAAAAAACGGUGUUGCCGCCAAAACUAGAGCUGUGAAACCUGUGAGCUGAAGGCCUGCCGAAAAUCAUAUAGAUCAUCCAAGGCGCUGAUAAUGUCGCUGUACAAACCUAACUGUAGCCGUUUCUCGGUUUCAUGGCAUUUCGCAUUUGAUUUAUACCUCAUCACCAAAAGAAGGCCACUGUGCCGAGGACGGUGUGUUUGCUGCCGAACCAUUUCCUUACUUAUUUUCGUGUUCAUUGUGUAAGAACUCUGUUAUUCUGUUGCUGGGACCAUGUACCGUGUUCCAUGUUGUAAAUGGCCUAGGGUUUCUGUCAGAACUCAGAAGGAAGACGCUCAGUCCUUUUAA
Oryza brachyantha (malo sina) is the source of this 1614-nucleotide messenger RNA. RefSeq names its product protein WVD2-like 1. Bases 218 to 1318 code for a protein of 366 amino acids. Gene Ontology annotation, biological process: microtubule cytoskeleton organization. The record is from RefSeq and is a predicted model, not a curated record. The transcript has 7 exons. Gene Ontology annotation, molecular function: microtubule binding. NCBI's taxonomy places the organism in Eukaryota, Viridiplantae, Streptophyta, Magnoliopsida, Poales, Poaceae.